Stylophora pistillata is the source of this 782-nucleotide messenger RNA. RefSeq names its product transmembrane protein 256 homolog. Lineage: Eukaryota; Metazoa; Cnidaria; Anthozoa; Scleractinia; Pocilloporidae. The record is from RefSeq and is a predicted model, not a curated record. Gene Ontology annotation, cellular component: membrane.
CCGUCGUUUGCUAGUGACGGAACUUCGUAUUUCCAAAAUGUUGGCAAGUAUUUUGCAUUUUUCUCCAACGAUUUUCCACAAAAUAGCUGGUGUAUCUGGAGCAUUGGCUAUUGCAUUGGGUGCAUACGGAGCUCAUGCCAAAUCCCUUAAUGAAGAAGACGCCAAAAAAUACAAAGAGUCCUUCAUGACUGGUAACCUGUAUCAUCAUAUUCAUAAUUUGUUGAUAUUAGCUACUCCCUUUGCUAAAAGACCAAACUUGCUGUUAUUUAGUUGGACUGAAAAAGGACAGAUCAUAUGGAAAGCUAGCUCCAUUUGGCGCAUACUUCCUUAUGGCUGGAUGGCUAGUUUUUGUAAUUUAAAUACUUGGAGAAGAUGGGUUUACUCUCAUAGUGCUGGCUAAAAGAUUUGAAUAGGUUAAACCUCAAUUUAACAAUCAGUCAAGUUUCUUGACCUGCCUGUGGACGUUGCACAAUAGCUUCUUAGUUGUACAGAAACUAGAGAGAAUUUUCAAUCAAAAGUCCAAACUAUAAUGCAUACAGUUUUUACUUCACGUUGCCUUUGAUUGGUCCAAAGUCGAGCCAGACGAAAAACUUUAACCAACCACGUGAUGGUCAUUCACGCUUUCCCGCGCUUUCUUGUGAAUUGUUCUGAUAGGUUGUUGUGAUCACUUCGGCUAUGGUUUUACAACAUUCACUCAAAAAGUGCUCUGAGACCUUGUCUUAUGAAAAUAAAGAUUUCUGAUGGGUAGCAAUUGCCUUAAAAUAGAACGUACCAUUCCACCC